CAAGGAUGAUGGGGAUAGCUGAGGGUGAUGGAGGUGACCUAUAGAGGAUACCUGGCGGUGACAGGGGUACCCCAGGGUGACAGGGGUACCCCAGGGUGAUAGGGAUAUGCGGGGGCGAUGGAGGUGACCCACACGAAGCCGCAGCCGCCCCUUGCUCCCGUAUCCCCACAGAUGGUGCUAUCCCCGCGGCCGUGGCACGCAUUGGUGGCCCUGUCGCUCUGUGCCCUGCUGUGCUUGGCCGCGCUGGCGGCCGCGUACCCCGCCAAGCCCGAGAGCCCCGGGGACGACGCGUCCCCAGAGGAGAUGGCCCGGUACUUCUCGGCCCUUCGCCACUACAUCAACCUGGUCACGCGGCAGAGGUACGGCAAACGCGCCAGCCCCGACGCCGCGGUGACGGAACUGCUGCUGGGGGCCGGCAGUGACAGGUCAAGGUACGACGACGACUCCGCAUGGUGAUGGCACCCC
Neopelma chrysocephalum (saffron-crested tyrant-manakin) is the source of this 465-nucleotide messenger RNA. Its product is annotated as pro-neuropeptide Y-like. The transcript is spliced from 3 exons. The coding region runs from base 118 to 456 and encodes 112 amino acids. Lineage: Eukaryota; Metazoa; Chordata; Aves; Passeriformes; Pipridae. Gene Ontology annotation, molecular function: neuropeptide Y receptor binding; neuropeptide hormone activity. Gene Ontology annotation, cellular component: extracellular region. The record is from RefSeq and is a predicted model, not a curated record. Gene Ontology annotation, biological process: feeding behavior; neuropeptide signaling pathway.